UGCUCGGCCCGUGCCCGAUUCUCUUCUCUUAAUCACGUCCUCCGUUUCCCUCUCUCUGUGAAUUUCGAUAUUCAGAGAAGAGAUUCGUGAAAAUAAAGAAUUUAAAGUAAAUCCAGACAAGGAAUUCGUUUAAAGUAAGAUUUUUAGGAGAAAUUGCCUGAAGACUUGACUGAAAUCAGGUCCCUGCAGUGGAUGCAUGGCGGCAUAUAAACAGGAUGCUCACAAAGACAUUUUUUAAGACAAGUUUCAUGAGCAUGCAUGCACCAAUGGCGAUAGGAGGGAAAGAGAUAAGUAGUACAACGACCACAAAUCUGCCUUAUCGCCACAAACCAGAAGAUUGCUCAGUAGAGAAUACACCCACCUCUAAGCUCUCGCAGAAGACGGUCCUUCACCUCUUAAACACAAAAUGCGGCAAUUCUCUGCAAUAUCUCAAGCAAGUUCAUGGAGUGGUACUGAGGCGUGGCCAUUUUCAAGAUCACUAUGUUGCUGGCACCUUAGUGAAAUGCUAUGCAAAUCCUCAGAUAUGCAGCUUGGACUUCGCGUUGAAGGUCUUCGGCCAUGUCUACAGGCCCAACAUUUUUGUAUGGAACACUGUGCUUAAAGCGUGCUUGGAGCACGAUGAGGCAUGUAAGGUUAUAUACUUUUAUCAUAAGUUGGUGGAGGUUUCGUAUUCCAGGCCUAACAAGUUCACGUAUCCUCUAUUGUUGAAGGCUUGUGCUGUUGAGGGAGCUGCUAAAGAAGGGGUGCAAGUCCAUGGACAUGUGGUAAAACAUGGGCUUAGCCGAGACGGGCAUAUAAGAAGUGCAGGAAUUCAAAUGUAUGCAUCUUAUGGAUAUGUGGAAGAGGCACGGAGAUUGCUGGAGGAAGACGGAGACUGUGAUACUAUCUGUUGGAAUGCGAUGAUUGAUGGGUACUUGAAAUGUGGAGAUGUAGAAGCAGCUAAGGAGUUGUUCGAGAAAAUGUCAAGCAAGAAUGUUGGUUCAUGGAAUGCAAUGGUAAGUGGGUUUGGGAGGUGUGGGAUGGUUGAGAAUGCGAGAAAGAUGUUUGAUGAAAUGAUUGAAAAAGAUGAGAUUUCUUGGAGUGCUAUGGUUGAUGGUUAUAUCAAAACAGGGUGUUACAAGGAGGUAUUGGAGACAUUCAAUGAGAUGCAAAGAAAGAAAGUUAGGCCUAAAAAAUUUAUCUUGUCAAGUGUUCUGGCUGCUUGUGCUAAUCUGGGGGCACUUGAUCAAGGCAGGUGGAUUCAUGCUUAUGCAAGAAAAAAUUCUAUCAAAUUGGAUGCAGUUUUAGGGACUGCUUUGGUGGACAUGUAUGCUAAAUGUGGGCACAUCGACUUGGCUUGGGAUGUUUUUGAGAAUAUGAAGGAGAAGGAAGUUUUCUCUUGGAAUGCAAUGAUGGGAGGACUUGCUAUGCAUGGCAGAGCGGAGGAUGCUAUUGAGCUCUUCUUCAAAAUGCUGAGGGAAAGGGUAUUGGGACCAAAUGGGAUUACUCUUGUCUGUGUUUUAAAUGCUUGUGCUCAUGCAGGAUGGGUUGAUAAAGGCCUAAAUAUAUUAAAUUCAAUGCAAAAGAUUUAUGGUGUUGAGCCAGAAAUGGAGCAUUAUGGUUGUGUGGUUGAUCUGCUAGGAAGAGCAGGGCUCUUGAGAGAGGCAGAGGAGCUUAUUGCCUCAAUGCCAAUGAAGCCCAAUGCAGCUGUUUGGGGAGCACUUUUGGGUGCUUGCAGAAUACAUAAAAAUGUUGAACUUGGUGAAAGAAUUGGGAAAAUCUUGCUUGAGAUGGACCCUCUAAAUAGUGGGCGUUACGCCUUACUGUCAAACAUAUACGCAAAGGCAGGGAGAUGGGAGGAUGUCGGAAGGUUGAGAAAAUUGAUGAAGGGAAGGGGUAUCAGAACAACACCGGGAAUUAGCAUGAUUGAUUUAGAUGGCAUCAUUCAUGAAUUCAAAAUGGGGGAUGGAUCGCACCCACAAGUGGAGGAAAUUCACAUGAUGCUGGAGAAAAUAAUUGAGAAGUUGCAGAGGGAGGGCUACUCACCAAAUACCUCUCAAGUUUUGUUUGAUAUCAGUGAGGAGGAGAAGGAAACUGCAUUGAAGUACCACAGCGAAAAGCUUGCAAUUGCUUUUGGAUUGCUUAACACAAAACCAGGCACUCCAAUUCGCAUUAUCAAGAACUUGAGGGUGUGUGAGGACUGUCAUUCUGCCACCAAGAUUAUUUCAAGAGUUUAUAGACGGGAAAUUAUUGUCAGGGAUCGUGUUCGAUACCAUUAUUUCAAGAAUGGAGUAUGCUCAUGCAAGGAUUUCUGGUAAAAGUUCCUAAAGUGCAAGGUUCUUGUAAAUGACGCUGAAUCUUUUUUCAGUUUGAGAAAAAUAUAAUUUAAUACACAUCCUUACAGUGUAAGAACUGCGGAACAUAAAGAUAUCUGUUUUUAUGAAGUUCUGGUCCAAUUGGAUUGCUGUUGAAACUUGAAUAAAAUAUCUCCUUAAACCUG
This is a messenger RNA of Carica papaya (papaya), 2479 nucleotides long. Its product is annotated as pentatricopeptide repeat-containing protein At5g48910-like. NCBI's taxonomy places the organism in Eukaryota, Viridiplantae, Streptophyta, Magnoliopsida, Brassicales, Caricaceae. Gene Ontology annotation, molecular function: zinc ion binding; protein binding; RNA binding. The record is from RefSeq and is a predicted model, not a curated record. Gene Ontology annotation, biological process: RNA modification.